Messenger RNA from Larimichthys crocea (large yellow croaker), 12725 nucleotides. RefSeq names its product contactin-associated protein-like 4. The record is from RefSeq and is a predicted model, not a curated record. Lineage: Eukaryota; Metazoa; Chordata; Actinopteri; Sciaenidae. The coding region runs from base 146 to 4093 and encodes 1315 amino acids. The transcript has 25 exons.
GAUUUUUGAACCCCCCCUAGGACGAUAUAUAGUCGGGUUUGAGGAGAUCUCUCUUGGAGCUGGAGAGGAGAGGUUGGCCGUCUCUCUCUCUCUCUCUCCUCCAGCAGCCGUCGUGCUUCCCCUGCAGCCUCCCCGUCGCUUCAUCAUGGAUCUGUGGACUAAAAGAGUCGUUGGGAUUAUCGUUCAGGUCGCGCUGCUUCUCUCCAGCUCGUACGGGACAACCGGAGAAGAGGUGUGUGACAGCGCGCUGGUGUCCAAUCUGCCGCCGUCGUCCUUCAGGAGCUCCUCCCAGCUGUCCAGCAGUCACGCGCCGGGCUUCGCCAAACUCAACCGGAGAGACGGAGCUGGAGGUUGGUCUCCCCUCACCUCAGACAGGUACCAAUGGUUGGAGGUCGACUUGGGUGAGCGGACAAAGAUCACUGCUGUCGCCACUCAGGGUCGCUAUGGCAGCUCUGAUUGGCUGACGUCGUACCUGCUGAUGUUCAGCGACACGGGACACAACUGGAAACAGUACAGACAGGAGGACAGCAUAGGGUCUUUUCCAGGCAACAGUAACGCGGACAGCGUGGUUCAGUACAAACUGCAGCAGCCGACGAUCGCUCGCUUCCUCCGCCUCAUUCCUCUGGAGUGGAACCCCAGCGGGAGGAUCGGACUCCGGCUGGAGACCUACGGAUGUCCCUACACCUCUGAUGUUGUGAGCUUGGACGACAGCAGCAGCAGCAGUCUGGUGUACAGGUUGAGUACGGGGCCGAGGCGGACGUCCAGAGAUGUUGUGACUCUGAAGUUUAAAACCCUGAGGAAUUCUGGGACACUGCUGCACGCCGAGGGAGAGGGAGGACUUGGCCUCAGUCUGGAGUUAGAGAGAGGAAAGCUACAGCUGCUGCUCAGACAAGGUAGGACUUCGUCCUCUGAACCCCGGCGUCUCGCCUCUCUCGGCAGCCUGUUAGACGAUCAACACUGGCAUCAUUUAGCAGUGGAGCGGCACGGCUCUCACCUCAACCUCACUGUGGACAAACACACGGAGUGGGUUCAAAUCCCUGCAGAGUUCAGCCACUGGGACAUCGAACAGCUGAGUGUAGGGGCGCUGCAGAGUUCUCAGAAACCGGUCAUCUCCAAGAUGAACUUCCACGGCUGCUUGGAAAACCUGCUGUACAACGACCUCAACCUGAUACAACUAGUCAAACACAAAGACCACCGAGCUACUGUAAAGGGCAAUGUGACCUUCUCUUGUGCUGAGCCAGUUUCCGUCGCCGUGACGUUCCCCGGCCCCCAGAGCUUCCUCCAGUUGCCGUUGCCGACAGCGACGGCGUCCUCCUCCUCUGGGGGCCUGACCGUGGGGUUCCAGUUCAGGACGUGGAACAAGGCGGGGCUUCUGCUCACCUUUGCCCUGCCUCAGGAAGGGGGCGUGGUUUGGCUGUACCUGAGCGAGGCCAGGCUGCGGCUACAGAUCCACAAAGCUGGCAGGGCACUGCUGGAGCUCAGUGCCGGUUCAACUCUAAAUGACGGCCAGUGGCAUUCGGUUGAGCUGAACUCCAGACGAGGUCGUUUGAGCAUCGCGGUGGAUAAAGAGGAAGGAGGCAGCGCUCAGGCCAGCCCCUCAUUUCCUGUCACCAUAGAAAGUCACCUCUACUUUGGUGGUUGUCCCACUGAAGACGACCGGCAGGAAUGCAGAAACCCCUUCAACGUCUUCCAGGGCUGCAUGCGUCUACUAACUGUGGACAACCAGAACGUAGACCUGAUCAUGGUGCAGCAAAAGCAGCUGGGAGUCUACAGCAACCUGCAGAUCGACAUGUGUGGAAUCAUCGACAGGUGUUCUCCCAGUCGUUGUGAACACGGUGGCCUCUGCAGUCAAUCCUGGACCGUCUUCCACUGUAACUGCUCUGACAGCGGCUACAGCGGAGCGACCUGCCACAGCUCUGUGUACGAACAGUCCUGCGAGGCGUACAAACACAACGGCAACACGUCGGGACACUUUUAUAUCGACGUGGACGGCAGCGGACCAAUCAAACCGCAGCUGGUCUACUGCAACAUGACAGAGGAGAACACGUGGAUGGUGAUCCAGCACAACAACACAGAGCUCACCAGAGUCCGACCGUCUUCGGGUUUAAACCCACAUUCGGUCCACUUCGACUACCUGACCGAAGAGGAGCAGCUGCUGGCCGUGAUCAGCCAAUCAGAGCACUGCGAACAGGAGCUGUCCUACCACUGCAGGAAGUCUCGCCUCCUCAACACUCCAGAGGGCUCUCCGUUCAGCUGGUGGCUCGGUGGUCCCGGUCCCGGUCGUGUCCAGACAUAUUGGGGUGGAUCUCAGCCUGGCAGCCAGCAGUGUGCCUGCGGCCUGCAGGGCGACUGUGUGGACCCACAACACUACUGCAACUGUGACGCCGAUCGCAUGGAGUGGGCCGAAGACUCUGGCCUGCUCACCCACAAAGAGAGCCUCCCCGUCCGGUCUCUGGUGCUGGGUGACAUCCAGAGGCCGGGGUCAGAGGCAGCCUACAGGGUGGGGCCUCUCCGUUGUCAUGGAGACAAGAACUUCUGGAACGCUGCGUUUUUCGACAAGGAGACGUCGUACCUCCACUUUCCCACCUUCCACGGAGAGCUGAGCGCGGACAUCUCCUUCCUGUUUAAAACCACGGCCUCGUCCGGCGUGUUCCUGGAAAACCUGGGCAUCAAAGACUUCAUCCGGAUCGAGCUGAGCUCCUCCACUCAGGUGCUUUUCUCCUUCGAUGUGGGUAAUGGUCCGCUGGAGGUCCGCGUGGAAUCGAGCGCCCCGCUGAACGACAACCGGUGGCACCGAGUCCAAGCCGAGCGGAACAUCAAGGAGGCAUCGCUUCGAUUGGAUGAACUUCCUGCCGCCACUCAGGAAGCUCCUGCUGACGGACACUUCCACCUGCAGCUUAACAGCCAGCUAUUCAUAGGAGGCACGGCGUCCAGGCAGAAAGGCUUUCGGGGCUGCAUUCGCUCUCUGCAGCUGAACGGCGUCACCCUGGACUUGGAGGAGAGGGCGAGCAUCACACCCGGGGUUCGACCCGGCUGCCCGGGUCACUGCAGCAGCUACGGAUCGUUCUGUCAGAACCAGGGCCGCUGUGUGGAGAGAGACGCCGGCUUCCAGUGUGACUGCAGCCUGUCGGCGUACACUGGAGUCUUCUGCCAUACAGAGGUGUCGGCCGGCUUCAAGUCGGAGACGUCCGUCAGCUACACCUUCAAGGAGCCGUACGAGUUGAGCAGGAACAGCAGCGCUCUGCCGUCCUCCAUCUACUCCGACAUGACGCUGAGAGGAGAGAACGUCUCCCUGAGCUUCAGGACCAACCAGAGUCCAGCUGUGCUGUUCUACGUCAGCUCCUACUACAGAGAGUACCUGGCCCUGCUCAUUAACAAGCACGAUAAGCUGGAGGUGAGAUACAAGCUGGACAGCAGCAGAGAUGCCGAAGUGUUGAGAAGCAGAGUGAGGAGCCUGGCCAACGGACAACUGCACACUGUUACCAUCAGGAGACAGUCAGAGUCUGUGUCUGUGCAGAUCGACCAAAACGCCAGAGAAGACUUCAACCUGACAUCUGAUGGAGAAUUCAAUGCCAUCAAGUCGCUGGUGUUGGGCAAAGUGCACGGGUCUGAUGAUUUGGAUCCAGACCUGGUCAGGUUGGGUUCUCUCGGUUUUACCGGCUGUCUCUCGGUGGUCCACUUCAACUCCAUCAGCCCCCUGAAAGCUGCUCUGCUCCACCCGGACACCAGCCCCGUUUUCAUCACCGGACCUUUAGUCCAGUCCAACUGCGGCUCUUCGACUUCAGCCAAUCCCUACGCGGCAGAGAACACACACCACCUGUCAGACCAAUCUGGUUCAGUGAGUUCAGGUCAACCUUUAGUCAAUGCCAUGAGGACUGACUCAGCUCUGAUUGGAGGUGUCAUAGCGGUGGUGAUCUUUGUGAUUGUGACUGGUCUGGCGAUAACUGCCAGAUUCCUCUACCGGAGAAAAGAGACGUAUCGAAACCAAGAAGUGAAGGGAGUCAAACAGGACGACAGCCCAGAUUUCCCUUUCAACAACCAGGCUGACUCCCAGAACGCCUCCGGCGAAAACCCAAAGGAGUAUUUCAUUUAACUGGAGGCCCCGAUGACCCGAUGAGCUGGUGGUGGUUGGUUUUUGGAGCAGAGGUCGCAGACAGAGAGGCGCCCCGUCACGCCUCAGGACUUUACACUGCACUCAAAGCCACUCAGAGACUUCACCUGGAGGCCGUGGCUCCACAGCAUGUGCAGGCAAAAGAAGAACAAUUCACAUAGUGUUGUCUUUACUAUAAAAUUGUGAAUAUAUUGAUACAAACAGGCAACAGUGUUGGACUUAUUGAGGUGUUGAUAUCCUUGUUUCAACUGUAAAUACUCAAAAAUGUAAAUGUUUAAUGUCUUUGUAACAAAUCUCUGGAUAAUGUCACUUUGUCAUGUUGAAGUGUUGGAAAUAAUGAAGGUAUUAGUAUUGUGAUGGUGGAUGGGUUGGGAAAACGUGAAGCUCUGCGAUCUUGUGGCUUGGUUUUUUCUUGGUGCGAGAUGGGUACUUCUAUGUAGAGACAGGAGAGAAAUCUGCAGCAUGUUUAAAUCCCCUGGAAGCUCAGUCAGACCUUUGGUUUCACUCACCUUUCAGUCACCACUCCAGGAAUAUUUUGUGAGGUCUUCAACUUCCAGGAAUUUCUCUUUACACAAUCCCUGCCACUUUUAACCUCUUUGAAAGUUUUCACAUCUUGGGUGGGAAAAUAACUUGAUGUGUGUAACUUAAUGUGAAAGGGAAGGCGCUUGUUAGUGAACCUAUACAGGAGAUUAUAACUCAAAUCUGCAGCUCCCUUUCAGUGUCAAGGAGUUUUAUCUGUCAGGCUGCUUUUACUGUCGCGGUUGACUCUCAUUGCAUCAUUUUUCAGCUGCAGCAUGCAGCUGUUUUUAGCACUACCCACUCAGCACCAGCAAAGUUACAGACCACCUGGUUCACCAGCAAAAAAAAAAAAACAGAUAUUCCCUUUAGAGUUAGGAGACAAAAUCAGAGCUAAAAAGAUGGCAACAUUAUACUUGCAUUGUCUUAACUGUUGGAUGUGUAAAUAAGCAACUGCUUUCCAAGUAAGUCCACCAAAUCAACACAACUUGCAGCAACCCCAACCAUGAGUUCUUCUGGAGCCACUACUUUGUCAGAAAUAACCGUUUACGGUGCAGAGAUACCAACUCACUGUCGGCAAGCAUUGGGAGGCAAUUUGAAUCAGGGGUGGGAAUGAUGGACAUAAAAACUGUUCACAUAUUCAAAGUAAUUUCAGAAUGCAAAAACAUUGAAAGGCUGUUGCUGUAUAAAACCAAUCAUCAAAAAUGGGUUUUCAUUUAAUGACAAAUCAUAAGGAACAUACACAGCGGUGAUGAGCUGGAUGCAUCCAUCCAUCCAUCCAAUUGCCGGUCAUACGCAAGUAAUCAAAAGCCAGGUAAGGUCAAUAAACAUUUAAAAAUAGCUUGAAGCUCACAAAAACAUAAUGUCAGCUGUGAAUCAGUUAAGUUUACUCUGCACAUACUAAGAGUUUCAUUAAAACUGCGCAGACAUCUGAAUUUACGAACUUCUCUUCCCAUGGUUCAAACAGCAUUUUAGUAAAAACUAGGUUCCUAGUCUGUAGUCUGGAAUAAUUUGAGAACUUUUAUAUGUGGAUGAUUGUGUGAAUGUUGCAAUGAAGGUUUAAGAUAUGAGCCAUAAUCUGAGUAAUGGUGGACUGACACGGGAACAGUUUAUUUUUAUCAUCCCUUUACUUCUUUUCUAAACAUUGUGGCACUGGCAGAAAAACCCGGUAUCAUCCAUGAACUUCUAUCAGUUCUGUGGUUCCCCUUAAAGCCUUCACAUCCUGUUCACUUUUUUUCUUUCCAGCCGAACUAAAAAGUCCUCUCCUCCUGCUGUAUGCCACCCGCUGGGAGUUUCCUCUCGCAGCCUUCCUAACAGUAAAGCUUUUAACACUGACAGCAGCACAGACUCUUAACACCACUGCUGUCUGUCAUUUCAUUCACUACAUGCAGAGACCGUUAAUGUGUUUUUGAAAUGCUAAUCUGCUUUCGGUCUGACAGGUGGAUUGUGACUCAACCGAAAGCGGAGAGAUGAUCGGAAACGAAACAGAAAAGAUAGGCCGAGAGAAAGUGUCAGGCAGACAUGGAUGUAAUGAGAACAGCCUGAUGUUAACACUUGAAAAUGAAGCAAAUCCUCCCAUGUGUUAAUUCAGCUCAUGUGUAAAGAGUGCUGCUGAUAAAGAGGAUGAGAGGCAGAAAGAGGAUCGACAGCAGCUGUUUAUCAAACACACACACACACCACUGUGUCUCUGCAAGACCUCAAAACACAGAUGGGAUUUUAAUGACAAAAGUUGUUCAAACUUUAAAGUGUCUCUUUAAACUUCAUCUUUGUGCAUUUAUUUUUUUAACCCCACAACAGGUGAACAGCUGAUGACUGUUUUCUGUCACCUACAGUCACAUUCUAAAAAAGGGGUGCUUGGUUGAUGACCAAAUCAUGCUUCACUUUUGAAAAACAGAUUUUCCUUUAACGUACAAACAUGUCCAUCAAUUAACUAAAUCCUACCAUGACGCUAUGAAACAGAAAGAAAGACAAACAUUCAACAGUCCAGGGUUACUUUAAGUUCAACUACCUUUCAAAACAUUUACAGUAUACAGAUGGGAAAACUGUCAAACAGUUGCAUAUGUGCACCUGUAAACCUAACCUGGCAGGGUUUGUAGUUAAGCUCAGUGUAACUAUGAUGAUGUAAUGGUACUUAUUAUUGGUGAAUAUACAGUGAUGUCAGUGAGUUUGAGUGACAUGAAGAUUUUAACCAUAUUCUGGUUGGUUACAGACAAAAACCUGUUUGAUGACAAUAAAAUUGUUUUUUCAGAGACGUUUGAUUAAGUAUGAUUUUCAGUUUUGGGGACGCUAAAAUCGAACUACCAGCAUCCUUGACCCCCUAGCAGCUAAACUUUAAAGGACUGAACAAUGGCUGCUGUUUUCACUAGCUUUAAGACUGCUGUGAUUAAGCCACUAUUUAAGAAACCACACCAUGAUCUAGGGGGCUCUGAAUAAUUUAAGUGACCAAUCUCUAACCUUUCAUUUUUUAAGAGUUGUCGGAGCAACUCAGCCCACAUAAUUAUCUUUUGAACAUUUGCAGUCCGCUUUGUAGGGCCCAUCAUUCCAGUGAAACUCUACUUAUCAAUCAUCAGUGUUUCUUCUGGAUCUUGGUUCAGCAUUCAAUACCAGGUUGGAAUCCAAUUGUGAUAUUAUCUAUAAGUAUCAUGUCUCCACUAAUUAUGCCGUCUCUCACCCAAAGUCAGCUGGGAUAAGCCCCAGCCCAACCGUGACCCUGAUGAGGAUAAGCAGUUACAGACAAUGGAUGGAAUUUUGGAGUACCUCAGGGUCGCGUUCUUGGUCCUCUAUACAUUUCACCUCUUGGUCAAACUAUGUAAAACAUUUCCACUGUUAUGGUGACGAUACUUGCUCUGGGCCUGUAAACACAGACAAACACGGUCAAAUUAUUGAUUUUAGAGGCAGUGAAAUCUGGGAUGCCUGCCGACUCCUUGGACAGCGAUUUGACAAAUCACAUGUUUCAAGAGUUACCGUUAUACGAUCAGUUUAACAGCCAAGUUAACCUUCCUUUUUGAGACUGCCUUCACGGUUCAGUUAUUGGUCCUCGGUUCCAGGGUGGUGCCCAUUUAUCAACUUUGAUAACAGGAUUAAAAAUAGCAAUAAAUCUUUUGAUUUGCAACUAACCAAACCUGCCUACCAGAUACGAAUAUAGUAGCAUAAAUAGUGUUCAUUUUGUGUUGAAGCAGUCAAGACUAAGCCAUUCCUCCUUUCAUCACCCACCAUGUAAUCCUGAUCAGCUCUUCUUGCUCUCCACAUGAUGCAGAUGUUGUUUUCUAAGUCGAGGGGGGGGAUCCCCUCAUCAGCAACUCUGCACAGAGGAACACAGGACUCCUGCUGAUUGACACCUGCGUACACUCACUGCUUUCAUUAAAAUGUAAAAAUGAAGGCAAUUUAAAGAUUAAGAUCUUUUAUUUUAUUCACUGAGGUAGGUGAAGAAAAUUUGAUGAAGUGUGUGAAUAUAGCAGAAUAACUCCGGGACACUGAAAUUUUAAGUGGUCAGUAUUUACUGCUAGCACUGUAAUAAUUCUGAUGACUAAUGUGCUGUAUCACCCCCCUUUAAAAAGUAAUUUAAAAGAUUAAAAUCAGCUUUUUUAAAAGCGUGUUUGAAGUCAAAUGAACAGAAUAAAUUAUAUUCCAAACACUGGCAGCCAAAGCUUUUGUUGGAAUAUGACUUAUUAUGCAUCAUUGGUUAUAUUUUCAUUAAAUUCAGCCACUUUUUUACCCAAGCUUACUUCCUUGUAAUUCACCAACCUCUUUCUUUCUUGAUUUGAGACCAUUCCUGUUUGCAGCAUCUCAACAUGUCACACAAACAGCAGAUAUAUAAUCAAUUAAAAAAGAGACAUCAGAUGUUAACUUCAGUGAAAUUAAAUGUUUUGAUUCGUGAGCCAUUUAGUGGGUACUUGUACCGUGCCUCAUUUUCAGUAUCUAUUUUCUCUACAGCUAUUACCAGAACUACCUAUUAUCGUACAGGAUAAUUGCUAUGAUUCCACAUUGUCAUUUCAUUUGACAUACAGGUGUGGACACGUAAUUGACAGAAGUGAAGCUUUAUUCAUUAAAGGAGGGAGAAAAAAAAAGUCAAAUUGAGAUUAAACAUUUAUGUUUAUAUGCUGUAGCUGAGCUACUGAGAUCAUUACCUCUGGCCGAUUAUGCGAAUAAUGACAUUUGGAAAAGCGGUUUUAUGAACUCACCAACUUGAACACAGCACUCACACCUCCAGUGUCACGCCAGACUGGAUCUAUUAAAGUCACCUAGAAGGUUAUGGUGACAUUUACAACUGCUUCUUGGCACAGGUAUCAAACAGCCUACCGUCACCACCUCACAUCAGGGUUAUUACAAAAUGCCAGGGACACUGGUGCUUUUUACCCCCCUCCCCAUGCUAAGUAGAAGCCAUUUCCUCGUAUUGAUUUCCCUUAUCAAAUCCAAACCUGCCUUGAAACAAGAUGUAAAGAGAAGCAGUUGAGUCAGGGAAGGAUUUUCAGACUUUGAGAAGAUUGACAGGUGGAAAAAAGUCGGUCUAGCUAGUGGUAUUAAUCUUUGUCCUCAAUGAUACGGUUUGUAUAACAUUACAAACAUGUUUGGUGAUUUGCCACCUCUGAUUAAAUUUAGACGACUAAAACGCUGCUUAAUCACAACACCUCCACCUCCAACACUGGCCAACCAGUUUAGGAGAUUGACACACUUGAGACCACUGUUCGUAUCCAAAGUAACACAAUGCAAGGGUAAAACAACUUAAAAUCUACUUUGGCCUUGGCUAAUUAGAACAGUAAGCUCCCAAGAUAUCGCUUGUCUGGCUGCCCAAGCUAUUUUGUGGAAUGACGAUAACGCCAAUGAGGUCAGACAGCAAGGACACGUUGCAAUAAUUAUGAAUAAUGAUCCACUUACUAGCUUCUCCAGAGCUCCAUUAGAGAAAACUCCAUCUACUGAUGAAAGCCAUGAGAUACAGUUAAAGACUUAGUAGAGUACAGGGAGCUCUAGUUAAGAUUAUUCUAUCAAAAUGCUUUUCAUAUUUCCCCCCCGGAGACCUCAGAAGCCUCAACUCACUUGUUUCAGAUUUGACUUGCCGUUUUAUUAUAGUUGUCAAAGAUGGGAGACGCUGGUGGGGCAAAGGAGGAUCUCGUCUCAUUACACAGCAGUAGAGUAAUAGGAGUUUCUCUCCGCUUCAACUUGAAGCCUCCGAUGUUUUGUCACGACGCUCUGCUGGUGGGAAUAGAUCUCCUGUCUCAUAGCAGGCUGCUGGUAAUUAUCCAGCCCACCUACAGUUUAUAAUCUGAGCGGCUGUGGAGAUGUUUCUCACUGUGGAGUUUGAAUUCAAACAGAUGAGUGAUUGGAUGGCAGAGUUUGUCCUGCUAAUUAUCCAGCCCACCUACAGCAUGUAGGAGGGAGCAGAGUCAGUACACCAUCACUUCUCCCCACACACCAUUUCGCUUAGCUGACAAAUUAUCUAACAAACACUUUGUUUCAUUUAUGUGUGGGCUUAUUAAUAGGGAACAUCUGCUAGAUUUUGGUACCUGCGUCAACUGAACAGCUCAUUAAAAUCUAUUAAUACUGAAGAAUGUGACGUCUGUGACCCUAAAAAUAUUUUUAAGUACCAUUACUAAUGAUGAAACUAAUUUUUAAGUUGAUAUUUGGGGUCCUGGUGUUCAUGAGUGAUGGGGAAACGGCUGUCUGAGCCGGAAGGCAAAGAAUUUGAUUCUCCAAUCUUUCCACAUUCCAGCCCUCACUCAAAGUCAGGUUUGGGUAGUGACCAAGAGAAUGAGAUUGUGGAUACAAGCAGCCAAAAUGAGCUUCCUCCACAGGGUGGCUGGGCCUUAGAGACAGGAUAAAGGAGCUUGGGCAGCCGGAGGGAGUUCAGGGUAGAGAUGCUGCACCUUAGCAACGAAAGGUGAGGUGGUUAGGGCAUCUGGCCUGGAGUCUCCUACCGGGUCGACAUGCCCAGAGGCAUCACAACCAACCAGAACGCAUUGGAGGGAUUAUACAGCCCAUCUGGCCCGGGAACGCCUCAGGUUACCCCAGGAGGAGAUGGAAGGAGUUGCUGGGGAUAGUGUAAACCUGCUGCCACCGUGACCUGACCAUGGAUAAGGAAAUAUGAUUGAUUACAUCUAAGGAAAUGGGGUUAACGCCUUCCAGGCAGCCAAACUAACAAGAAUCUACUGUAUAAUUGGCAUAUUUAGAAUAAAGUGAUUGUAUAAAGUUGAACAAAACUGGAUCCAUUUGCUUCCGUCAGGAUGCUUCUGAGAAAUGUGAAAAGGUAGUUUUUAAAUUCUCCAGUAUCCCAUUUGUUCUUGAAUUAUUUUACUCCUCCUGUUACCUGAUGUCAGAGGUAACGCCACACAAGAUGAGACAAAAUAGGAUAAAGCAAUGAGAAUGUAUUGUGGAACAGAUCAAGCUGAUGUGUCUGCAGAUUUCAGUCUCACAGCUUUAGUUUAAGAGCAACUUUUCUUAGGAGAUAACUCUGGUUUAAUCUCUAAUAGAAAAAUAAUAGUCCCUGGAGAAACGAAGCCAAUCUGUGACAGAAAUAACAGCGGUGGAGGACAACUUUUUAAACAUGGCUGCCUGCAGAUGACUUUUAAAGGAUUAUCCUCACACGUCGUCCUUUACCUCCGAAACAUUUCCAGCCUCUCCUCCCUGUCUGCCUCCACACAGAAGAGUCAGCGUUCAUCCUGAUACAUAUCAGUUAUUACAGCCGAGCCACCUUACAGCCUCGCUUUCCAAUAAUAAAUUGAUUUUCUAACAACUUUUUUUUUUUUUAUAUAUAGUUUCACCUCUACAUGCUCUUAUCAGGCAGGCGGCGAGCUGUGAGGAAGAGGAACAGGGUGCAGGCCUUCGACACAGCUGAAUCCAGACGACCUCGACUAUUAGUUAAGAUCUUUUGUCUCCGAAAACUCUGCCAGCUUUAAAUCUGAUAAGCAGCUAAAGACAUAGAUCAUUUAGAGUUGACGCUUUCUUGAUUAAAUCUUCAGUUUCAUGCAGGAGAGGCUCCAUAAAUAAAGUGAACGCACCUCAUGUUUACUGAUGUUCAAUGUACAACACAGGUAUUGUUUGGCACUUUCAUGGUAGUGACUCUCACAGUCUUACCAUUCAAGGCAUGCUCAGCAACUGGACAGUGAAAUAACUUUUGUCCAUUGGACAAAUGGCGAGUUCAAAUUUUAAUCAGCCACCAAUAGAUUACCUUUUUUCGGGCUGAUAAAUACUUGCAAAUUGUUCCACACUGGCACAAAGUUAAUUUUGAUUAUUCAAAGUUGUUUCAAGGAGUAUGGCCUCUCCUGAGGGUUUGUUUGUUUUUUGUUACAGAAAUUAACUAAUUUUCCUUGUGUAGCGGUGAAGUAAAUAAUAGCCAAGUUAAUUUUAAGGUGAAUGCAACAGUACUUUUGGUUCUUGAACAGAUCUGCAGCAAGAAAGCACUGAGGUGUUCGCUUAAUCAAGGCAAAAAUUAUUAUAUACACAUGUUGAUAAAGAUAAGACAAUAUACCCUGUGCUUACUGAGCCAAUGCUUUAAUAGUGGAAGGCACAUUAGUAAGAGCAACUGUGGUCAAUUUCUCUGUCGAUCUUAAGGUAUGCCACUGUCAUCAGUACCUUGAGGUGUUCACAUGCUAGAGUGUGUCAUUUACCCCACUGCUGCUCUUCCAUUACACACCUACAUCCUGACAUUUACACUGGAAUCCUAUUUUCUCGUUACCACACACACAUACUCUAAAGCUAUUUUCAGCUCAGCAUGCUCCUUCUUCCCAUUCUGCUUUUCCAUCAGCAAUUCUGACAUUUUUUUCCAGCUUAUUUUUUAAACUUUGUUACGAGUUUCUCCCAUCUUGUCUUUUAAUCCACUAUUUUUUUCCUGAUAAUUUCCUACAGAGUGAAUCAUCAAUACACACUGCCUGUUUAGUUGAGAUUAAAAAAAGCUGAAUUAAUUCGUUAACACGUUUUGCCAGAUAUGGGUGAGUGUAAUAUUAACUUGAUUGUCUAUGUGCCGUUUUUGGCGGAAAUACAUUUUUAUUAAGAUGCUCUGUAAAUCUGAGCACAGAUUUAGUUCGCUGUAGUAAUUUUUCCCUGUUGCUACUGGAAUUUAUGUUUCUUUAGGUUGGUAGUAAACCAAAAACAAAAAAAAAAACAA